Colletotrichum costaricense is the source of this 195-nucleotide messenger RNA. RefSeq lists its product as uncharacterized. Bases 1 to 195 code for a protein of 64 amino acids. The record is from RefSeq and is a predicted model, not a curated record. The transcript has a single exon. NCBI's taxonomy places the organism in Eukaryota, Fungi, Ascomycota, Sordariomycetes, Glomerellales, Glomerellaceae.
AUGUGCAACUAUACCCAGCACAAAUAUCACUGCGGUCACACCCGAAAGAUUGCGUCGUGGUGGUGUCCACUUUACGAAAAAACCCAUCGACGAUGCCCACCUUGCGUUACGUGGUUCGAAAACCACGCCAAUCAAACCUGUGGCGAUUGCAAACCACGCACUGAGGUUGCAUGGGAGAGUAUGAUCAAUCGGUAA